CUUGGCUCACACCUGACCGGCACUAGUCAGCGGGAAAUUACGCGAGGCCGCAGGCGGACAGACGCCCAGCCGCUCGCCGCUGUGAACCCAGAGUGGUCCCCUAACUCCCGGACAGCUGCUCCCGAUAACGGCUGCUGACAGUAUUACCCCACACCGAGUCCCGUGAAGAGGCGACAACAUGCCGCGGUCAUUCCUGGUGAAGAAACAUCAGAGCAGUAAGAAAGGAAACUACGGAAAACUCUCGUCAGUGACUGCGGGUAAGACUCUUCAUCUCCCGCAUGAAUGAGGCUGUUUGCUGGAGAAAGAAAGCCUACUGCAUGGGGGAGUGGGUGAAAAGGAUUCCUGAAGUUUAGAGUUAGUCCUCAAGAACAAACUGGUCAAUUUUAGAAGGCUUUCAUAGUUACCUUACCUGUUAUGAGGCAAACUACUGUAUGGUUGAUCAUACCAGGACACCUGAGCAAAUAUUAACAUUUGUAAAUGGCUGAUGAACAACUUUUCAUCCUUUUAAAAAUUAUACUUUACAAAAAAGGAGUUUAAUAUCUAUUACAGUAGUAGUUUUUGUCUGUACCUCAUGAAAACUGCUCCUAUUGGAGUUUGACAAACUUUUAAACUCUUAAAUUCAUUAAAACGCUUUUUCACAAGGUGCUCUUUGACAAGCUAUCUCUGAAAACAACCGUUCAUAUUGAAUGAGAUAAAAUAAUUCUUAAGGUUAUUGCCUGUUAAUUUCUGACACGAAAUUUCAGCUUGAUAUCAAACUGUGUCAGUGAAGAGUUAAGAGAGGAGUCCUGCUGUGGAGGUGAAAUCUUUUUAUGAGACAGCACCAUGAAUAAAAUCCUGCUGACCCUUUCCCAUAGAUGUCAGUUAUAGUGAGGUAGUGAUGUUGGUGGUAUGUUUGUUUUAGUGGGAGUGAGGCUGAGGUCAUUGGCAGUUUCUAAAAUCCAGUUGAGGGAUGUUCCAAGCAGUUCUUUUCUCUCUGAGGAUCUAUAAACCCUCACAGUCCUUUAUGGCUAACUCCUACUACUUAUGUGACUUAUGGAUGCACGCAUUUUCAGGAGGACGACAGGUUGAUACAUCAGGCUUUGACAGCACUGUUAUUUUAAUUUGAUAUUUCUUCAAAUCAAUGUUAUGUCUAAGACUGUCUGUGUUAUUAAGUUUUUGGCGCCAUAUAAUCCACAAAUGCCAAACAUAUGAUGUCACAUUGACUCAGUGUCCACGGACACACAGAACUUGAUCAUGAUUGUUUUACAUGUCUUUUGUCACUUGUCAUGGAAGUUGCUGUUAUAAAGUUUAGGUCAUGGGCUGAUGUGUUAUGAAAUAGAUCCACAGAUUAAGAAAUUGGGUCUUUUUACAUUGAAGUUGUAGUAUACCUAUUACAACAUCGUUUUUACUCUCACAAAGUAGUCUUUUCCUUUGCAGCAGUGAUAUUCCUGAGUAAUUCCUGAGUAGCUCUAUCGUUUUUACAACUAAAUGUCUAAACUGAAACCACCUCUCGGAGUGAUAAGGGUUUUUUUUUUUUAUCACUUAAUUACUCAAAGAAAUAACUACAGAGAGCAAAAAGGAAGUUUAGUCUGACCACAAUAAAAAAUGUGUUAUUGUGUUUAGCAGGUGCCAAAUCUGUCCCCAAAGAGUUCUAGCUUUGUCCUAGGGUCCGUGAGAGACCAGAAGGGCCCCAUUUAACAGCCUGAAGAGCCCAUGCAGCAGCCUCCCAGGCUCCACCUGACAAAUCCCUGCUUCAACCUUUGUAUUUGUUCCAAUACAGCCCUUAAAGCGAGCUUGGGCCUUCGACCCUCCUUGUCCCACUGUAUUGAUGAACUAACAUUAACAUCAGAAUAGGACCAUGAAAAGAGAGAUGGUAACUAAGAAGACUGAAUUAUACCCAAGUUUGAGAGAAAUAUGUGGUGAUGUAAAAACUCUGGACGGUUUCUUUCCUGUUAGGCUCAAAAAGACCAAGAUGCACCACAAACAUCAUAUUCUUGUCUGUGUUUACAUUUCAUACUGUAUAUAACAUUGUCAAACUGCUAUUUGCAUAAAAGUACUUUGAAUUUUGGAUCAAUUUAGUUCAGAUCAGUACUUCUAGAGUAUGAAAAUAUUUAAAUCAGAUGUUUGUUUUUCUCCUUAUUGCGCUGCUUAAAACUGCUGCAAGGAGUUUUUAAUAUUGAUGAUGUUAACUGAAAUUUAAGUGAAUAUCUUUUCAUAAAGUAAGCAAGACCAUCAGUGAUGAGAUUGACGAUUUUUGUUUUGUAGUUUUUAACACCUGACACUGUUACAGGAGGGUAGGUGUCAGCCAAACAAACUCAGACUGAACGUUCCUCACAGGAGCUUUAACAUUACCACUCACAAACAGAGCUAGUUUAAUUUAGCAGGCUGGUGAAGGUUUCUUAAAUCUGUCUAAAAACUGUCUGAAACAGUGAGCAGCAAGGGAAUCUCCUGGACUCUGUUUUACUUUGUCCAGAACAGUGUUGAGGAAGGACUCUGAACCAUAAUAAGUGACUAAAAUAAAAUACAGUUUGAAGACAAAAGAUGCUGCUAAUGGAAAUCUCUUCUAAGCCACUAAGUAAGUAGAUUUACCCGCUUACUUUACCUGGACCCUUUAAAUCUUUCACCUAUAAAAUGUGUUUCUUUGAUUACAGAGACUCUCUGCGAGAUUCACAAAGAACCUCCUCAGCACAGUCACAUCCCCACUCGCCAUCAUUGUCCAGCCUCGAGUCCCCUCCACCAGCACAGAACCCAGUCACUCUCCUCCUCUCCUCUUCCUCUCGGAGCAGACAUACUGCAUCCUCCACCCUGGCCAAACAACUCCCCGCACUCACUUUUAGGAUACUCCUCUGAGACAAACCGAAGAGACCUCACAGGAACCUACAAACCUGUUGAGUCCUGUCAAAAAGUGGACCUGGAAACCCAGCAGUCUUCUGUAACAUGCUGGAGGAGGGAGAACCUGCUCCCUCCAUCCCUCCCUCUUCUGGCCCUCUUUCCAGCUAUCCCUCCUGGCAGCAGCAGCAGCCAGGGGAACUUUGAGUGUCUGGACUGUCAUGAAGAGCAUUUGAGCUUCCCUGGCCUGGCCAAACACAAGCAGCUCCCGUGUGGUUGGAACAGUAAGAAGUCCUUCAGCUGUAAGUACUGUGAAAAGGAGUACGUCAGCCUGGGGGCACUCAAAAUGCACAUCAGGACACACACUCUGCCCUGUGUGUGCAAACUCUGCGGCAAGGCUUUCUCCAGACCCUGGCUGCUCCAAGGACACAUACGGACACACACAGGUCAGUGAAACACACUCAGGAUUAUAUUUUUGACCUGUCAAUUUUCUAUUUUUUCAUUUUUGAUCCAGUGCCAGUUUCAUAUCGGUUCAGUGGUCGUAGGAGCCUGAACUGUGUGGUUUAGGAUAUGAUAAACUGCCCUUGAGCCCCUGCAACAUCCCCUGAGAAGCCCCCAGGAAUCAAUUACAAACUGAAUGAAAGAAGUGAAAAAAUACAUUUUGUCCACAGCCCUUCAGGUGGAACAGCUGUGGGCAAAUAUGGAUACCAUGGUUCCACCAUAGUGACCAUAUUUAAGAAUCAAAUUUGAUUCCCAUCAUCAUUUUAGUCGUCAGUUAACAGAUGACUGUGGUGUCAGCUUUUUAACUACAGGGAUACACACUCUUGAACCUCGCUUUCAAAAAUAAAUGAGUCUUUAUCCAAGCAGAAGAAACACUUAGUUGUACUGGCCAACAAAUACAGCAUAGUAUUAAAUACAAACAUAACAUAAAAGAGUGACUAUGAUAAAUCAGAAAUAUAUAAAGUAAUAAAGACAUAAAUGCUGCAUCAGAAAAGCCUUGAAAGUAAUCACUCAGACAGUAAACUUUAUAUCAACAUGUGCACUGACGUUAUAAAUCAAGAGAAAUGAGGUGGUUACCCAGCCUGAAUUUAUUCACCCAAGGUUGGAGUCUCAAAAGUACUGAGCAUGUGCACCAAAGCUGUGCAAAUGGUCCAGAAACACAUAGACUAAGCUUAACUGCACCAAUGUUUGCAUCAGUGGCGGCUGCUGGUCUUUCAAGGAGGGGAAGCUCAUUUUUCUGGCCUACAUCAUAAUUGUAUUUGUUUAUUAGUAUGUAACAGAACAGAGUCGCCAAACACAACGACAGUCGUUUUUAACAAAGACAAAAGUCGCUGAGGAUCGGUAAAGUCUCCGAAGCAGUUAAGAACAACGGAAUGAAUAACUUGGAAAAUGCUCUGGUAGAUGUUUUAUUCUUCAAGAUCGCUGAUUCGCUUGUUUAGCUGUCAAUCAAAAAAGGAUUUCGCCUCAGACAGCUCAUCCAAUCAUGGAUGCAGAAGCUCAGCGUCCACGAGACAGUUGGGACCGCCCUCUCGUCAUAGAACUCCAGAGACGCUGAGCGUCCGAUGGGCGGGACAAAGCCCAGCAUUUAUCCAAUGAGCGUCUAGUUUCGCUGCUGGAACAACCCACUUUGAGCUUCCACAUUGAAGUCAGCAGAAGCCCAGCGUCCGGCUGUUUAAAGCGCUGAGGCGCUGUGAGGAUGAAUGAGAACGGAGUUGUGCCGGUUACCUGUGAUUAUCAGCUUCUUAUCACAGUGUCUGAACAAAAGAUGAAGGCUUUCUAGUGCGUAUUUAGUUAAUGAAAUGUACACACAGCCGUACGUAUUUCACCACUUUUUCUUUUUUUUGGGGGGUGACAUUUUAAGGGAAGCCGAGCUUCCCUUGCAGUCUUAGAGCAAUCGCCACUGGUUUGCAUACACUGAAAAAAGUCAGAAUAUACUCAACCAAGGCUGAAUACACCUCUUUAAAUACAAACACCAGCACUCAGCUAAAGCUAAUGUUUCAUCUGCUGGGACUUGGUGGUUAUUUUGCUACUUUGUCAUAUGCUCUCACUUUUCAGUGAUCAUAACCACAAAUCACCUCUAACUGACCUAAAAACAAUUAACCUGUACAAUAAGUCUGUUAAUAUAAAUGAAACAUUACUAGGCUGCUCUUUGUGACUUCACUCACUAAGUUAACUGGAUUGAAAUGUGUGUCACUUCUGCCAUAAAUGGACUCCACAAUGAACAGGUAGGAUCAACUCAUCAUCUACUGUAUAUAAGAAUAAGAAGAACUUUAUUAAUCCCCGAAGGGAAAUGCAAUUGUCUGUUGUCUCACAUAAUAUGUCUCUAAAAGUUAUCCACUAUUUACUCAAUAGUUAUGAAGUCUGGUGGCUGUGGGUACAAAAGAUCUUCUGAAUCUUUCUGUCCUGCAGCAAAGAAAGAGGAGCCGUCCACCACCAUUGGCCCUUUGGUCCAUCAAGGUGUUGUGAAGUGGGUGAUCCAUGUUCUUGAGAAUAGACUCCACCUUCCUCAGUGUAGAUCUCUCCACCACAUCCUCCACUGAGUCCAGCUUGAGUCCAGCCACAGAGCCAGCCUUUUCACCAGUUUGUUCAGACGUCUUGCAUCUUUGUGUUUGAUGCUUCCUUCCCAGUAGACUGCAGCGUAGAACAGAACACUGUAGACACCACACACUGAUAAAACAUCUGCAGCAUCUUACUACAGAUGUCUAUUGAUAGGAGUCUUCUCAGGCAAAAGAGGCUGUUCUGCCCCUUUCUGUAGAUGAAGUCUUUAUUCUUAGACCAGUCCAACUUAUUAUCCAGGUGUACACCUAGGUAUUUCCCAUGAUGAUUAAUGGAAGAAAGGGUUUAUAUCGCCACCUCCUAGCUCUCAGCUUUGUCUUCAACUUUGCACCAGCACAGCAACCACGAUAACACCUCCUGAUGCCCUCUAGAAUUUAAUGUUGUUGUCCAGAUUUGCUUUUCCUCAAUGAAAGGAGCUCUUCUCUUGAGUAAACUCAUCGCCAAGCAGAAGUAUCCAUCAGCAGCCAACAAAAUGACAACAAAAAUCUAGUAAAAAUUACAAAAAUUAUAGAUAAAACAGAGAGACCAGACUUGCAGCAACCUCUCAGUUCAAGCACAUCAUUUGAAUAUGUGUGGACAGUAAGCUGUCAUCAGGAUGAGAGCACUGGCACAGCUUUACACAGCAAAAGGUGGAGAUCUCAACAAUCACACACAAAACACAAGCCUGCAACAAAGCUGUGUGGGUGUUUUGAAGCUUGAAUAUGAGCUAGUUAUGCUGUGUUAAUUAAACCUUGAGAGGGAAUGGAUUCCCCUUCAGUUUCUCCCUACUGGCCAUUAAAAGGACUGCAAGCUUAAGCUUCUUUUGUGUUGGCUCUUCACAUACUCAGUUUACAGGUUUGAAGGUUUAUCUUCCUCCAGGUUUCCCUGACAACAUUAUCAACUCUACCAGUUGUAUACAUGAAUGACAGCAUUCGUAGGUUUAACUGAGUCUGGGAAAGGCACUUACAGCUUCCUGACUUUAGAUCCAAAUGAAUCUCUGUGUUUAUUCCACAGGUGAGAAACCCUUCACAUGCUUCCACUGCAGCCGGGCUUUCGCUGACCGAUCUAACCUGCGGGCUCACCUCCAAACCCACUCUGAAGUGAAAAAGUACCAGUGUGCAAGCUGCUUUAAGACCUUCUCUAGGAUCUCUCUGUUAGCCAAGCACCAAGAGGCAGGCUGCCCACUGUGCUGACAUCCUGUGAACUUCCACCUGCUCCAAAACACUGUCUGUAGAGUGUCUCUGUAGGCUGAACAACAUUUUAUUUUGACACUAGGAUGGCGUAUCAUCAGCUAGAAUAAAGGC
Molecule: messenger RNA, 6647 nt
Organism: Xyrichtys novacula (pearly razorfish)
Lineage: Eukaryota; Metazoa; Chordata; Actinopteri; Labriformes; Labridae
Source: the annotation of a GenBank genome assembly